Messenger RNA from Maniola jurtina (meadow brown), 869 nucleotides. RefSeq lists its product as uncharacterized. The transcript has 4 exons. Bases 126 to 752 code for a protein of 208 amino acids. NCBI's taxonomy places the organism in Eukaryota, Metazoa, Arthropoda, Insecta, Lepidoptera, Nymphalidae. The record is from RefSeq and is a predicted model, not a curated record.
AAAAAACCUCACACUGAUCACUCAUUUGAUUACUGCUCAAAUCUCAAUGCUAUGCUCAUUACGUUUUAUUCACAAAGUACAUUAUUAAACUGGUUUUAUUUAAUAAUAUAACAACAACCACAACAAUGAGCAAAAAAAUGAGAACUCGUAAAUGUGAAAUUUGCAAUAUAAGAACCGGUAAAGCAGGCAUGCUUAUGUCAAGAUUUCCCAAGGAUGAAAAAAUUUGUAAAGAGUGGGUAAGAGUUACUGGAGAAGAAGACUUGGCAUACAUCCCUAUAGAAAAACUGAAUACAUUAAAAUUUGUAUGUGAAGGUCAUUUCAAGUAUAAGGAUUUUUGCCGUAAAAAGACAAAAUUAAAAAAAAAAGCAAUACCCUCAUUAAACUUGACUUCUAAACCGUUAGGGGAUGAUAUACUGGCUGAUUUCCCUCUCCACAUGUGGAAAAGUAAUACACCAGAAAAAAAAUCACAGGAGGAACAUAAUUAUUUUGAAAAGAUACAACCUACUAGUAGAUGUGGGAGUACUCCUUUGGAGACUGGUCAUGAAAGGGGAAGUCCCACUUUAGAUACUGGUUGUGAAAAUGGAAGUGCCACUUCAAACGCUGCGCCAACUCAAGAGAAAUUAAGCAGCCCUAGUGAACCUAUGCAGAACCCUCCACAUGUAAUAUGGGAUUACUCAGGCGGAAUACUGCAAUUAAUUAUGUUCCCUGUUGAGCCGGGGUGUGUCAUAAAAUUCGGAGCCCAAGGCCAAUAAGGGAAGCUACAAGCCCGGCCGGUGCAUGGUGAAUUCAUGAAGCUUGUAAUUGCUCCACACAUUUAGUUGAUAAAGUUUUAAUAAUAAGUUUUGAAAAAUUAAAAGCAAUUUAUAUGA